AUGUCCGUAAAAGUAAACAAAGGCCCAUCUUCACAUUGCCACUACUACACGGUUGGAAGUUGGUUUCCAACAGGCUACUAUGGUCAUUACCGCAGUAGAGCACGUGUUGAUUUUGUUAAUGAAUACAGGCAGUUAGCGAAACCACAGCCACCUCAGCGAUUCAUCCAACGGUCUUUACAACCAGCAGAUUACCAUCUGUUUUCUAUCCAUGACAACAGAAACUCUUUCCAGUGUGAUGCGUCCUAUUUUUCACAGGGUCUUGGACGAAAACGACACCCGGAUCGAUCAGGUAUUUUUGAUCCCAACAUUUUGUCAUGGCCACCAUAUAGAGAAAAUCCAAAACUUGACCGUCCGUUAACUUCCACAUACAGGAAAGACUUUAAAAAAGAUGAGCCGAAUGUUCAGCUGUUAGUUAAGCGACCGCUGACAUCAUUUGAUACAGUCACCACAACUUACCGCUCAGUUCAUGGAAAAGAUUCACCAAACCAUAACCUCAUCAACGCACUAAACAAUGAAGCUUUGCUUAUUACCACUCGGAGUCGGCUUUAUCAAGCAAGAAAGAAGAAAUCAGGUGAAAGAGAGACGGUAGCAUCUUGUCUGACCUGGUUUAGAGCUCCUGUACCCCCAGCUACUUCUCAGGCAAAGCCUCCACCCCCUCUACCCACUUGUCAGGCAAACCACCCAGCUACUUGUCUGACAGAUUGCAGUGGGGAAACUCAGUCUACCCAGGAGGGUUCUGUGACAAUAGACAACAUAUGCAUGUCACAAGAGAUGUUACCAACACAAAUGUCUAUGACACUUGAUCUACCAAGGCAAGAAAGUCAGACAUUGACACCUUUGGCAGAAUAA
Molecule: messenger RNA, 849 nt
Organism: Candidula unifasciata
Lineage: Eukaryota; Metazoa; Mollusca; Gastropoda; Stylommatophora; Geomitridae
Source: the annotation of a GenBank genome assembly